Messenger RNA from Acanthoscelides obtectus, 552 nucleotides. The record is from the annotation of a GenBank genome assembly. NCBI's taxonomy places the organism in Eukaryota, Metazoa, Arthropoda, Insecta, Coleoptera, Chrysomelidae.
AUGAUAAUCACUGGGCGAAAUGUCGGAAGAAUAUGGCGGGUGCGGAAACGUUUCCCAGCCGAGUUCGGAAAUUUUUUUUCGGGUCACUUUUGCGGUAUGAGGCUUGGCGUUAUCCUGCAAGGAUAUCACUUUCUUCCGAUUGAUCAAAGAAGGCUGUUUCUGGAUGAGUCCUACUUGUACUCGUUGUAGCUGCGCGCAAUGCAAGUUAGCAGUGAUGGUUGCAUACAACAAAACCUUGUUUGGGUGCAAGGAAGCCUUGGGCGUGUGUGGUACCGAAUCAGUAGGCGACAACCAAUGAUACGAACGCUUAGAGUUUGAAUAUCCAUUUUUCGACGCAGGUUAAUAACCGAUUAAAAAAUGGUUCAUUAGCGUUGCGUGAAAUGUUUGCUGAAAAAAUGGUAAGAUGACUUAAUUUCUGAUGAAGAUGCAAACGAAUAGUUUCAGGACUCACUCUGAACAUCUCUGCAAGUUCUUGGCACGUUGUCCUGGAAUUUGCGUCCAGAACCUGUCGAAGAUCCUCGUUGUUCAUGAUUUCUUCUCUCCCUGAACGCG